AACAGACCAGGAAAAUUCAAAUGCGUACACAUGAAGCUCAUUCGAAGAAGAACAUGCUGUUCAGGGAUUAAGAAUUUCACUACAGUUAUUGAAGUUAUUUUAAUAGCGUCUGUUUUCAAUGUAUCGGAAAGCGGUGACCCACCAAUGGUUGCUGCAUUUAGUUUUCCUGCGGCCUUGAAAGAAGGAGAGCGAGGAAGUGCGGCAUGUACUAUCAGAUCAGGGGAUACUCCGUUGGAAUUCAAGUGGUUGAAAGAUGGACAAGACGCUGAGGAAUUUCCAAACCUUAAAAUCCAAUCUCUCAUGGACUCUUCUUUACUAGUUAUUCCUUCCGUUACGCCAAAAAGUUCUGGAAAUUAUACUUGUAUUGUAAAAAAUGCUUUUGGAAGUGAUCGGUAUACAGCAGCUGUGGCAGUUACUUCUCCUCCUGUAUGGAAAAAAGAGCCAUACGAUCUGAGCACCAUGCAAGGUGAAAGCGAAAUUAUUCAUUGCGAAGCUACUGGCGUGCCUACACCUUCAAUGAAAUGGAUGAAAGGGGAAAAAGGAAUGGAAGAAAUUUUAUCAGAUGAUAUUAGCUCAAAUAUCAAGUCGCUCCUUAAUGGUACAUUGUUACUUAGUAAGGUGGAAGCUUCCAUGGAAGGAAGUUAUACUUGCACUGCAGAUAAUGAUUUUGGUGCACCACUUUCAAAAACAGUAUACAUUACUGUUCGAAAAUCUCCCGUAGUAUCUCCAUUUAUAUUACCAGAUGCCCUUAGAGAAGGAGAAAGAGCUAGUACAAUUUGCACCAUAAGAUCAGGAGACAGACCUUUGGAGUUUGAAUGGAAGAAAGACGGAGAAAAGAUUUCUGAAUCAUCUUAUCUAAAAAUACAAUCUGUUCCAGAUUCUUCUAUAUUAGUCAUUGAAUCAGUAACUGCACAAAGUUCAGGAAAUUACACUUGCAUUGUAAAGAACGCGUAUGGUAGUGAUCGAUUUACAGCUGUACUAACUGUCACAGUUCCUCCCGUAUGGCUGGAAGAACCCCAAAGCGUAUUAACGCAAGAAGGUGAAACAGUAUCCAUUCCAUGUGCUGCUACUGGAGUUCCUGCGCCUAAAAUAAAGUGGACAUCAGUUAAAGAAGGAGAAAGGGGUAGCGCUACUUGCACUAUAAAAUCCGGUGACAGUCCAUUUCAAUUUGAAUGGCUCAAAGAUGGUAAAGAAGUUAAAGAAGCAGCUCACAUCAAGAUUCAGUCUGUACUUGACUCAUCAUUUCUGGUUAUCCAGUCCGUCACAUCAGAAAGUUCAGGGAACUACACCUGCAUUGUGAAAAACUCAUAUGGCAGCGACCGUUUCACUUCAUCAUUGACAGUUACAGCCCCUCCAGUGUGGCUGAAGGAACCAGCUGAUGUAAUUGUUCAAGAAGGCGAACGCUUAAGCAUAGAAUGUAUGGCAUCUGGUGUCCCAGUUCCGGCUGUAAAGUGGAUAUCAGAAAAUGGACGCAACGAAAUAUUUACAUCUUCCAGUGAUAUUUCUUCAAGGAUAGCAGUAUCACAAUCUGGAGCUCUGGAAAUAUCUAAAGUUGAAGCAAAUAUGAAGGGUCUUUAUACUUGUGAAGCAGACAAUGGCUUUGGGAAACCACUGUCAAAAACUAUAUCUAUAUCUGUUCGUGGUACGUAA
Stegodyphus dumicola is the source of this 1650-nucleotide messenger RNA. RefSeq names its product cell adhesion molecule Dscam1-like. Gene Ontology annotation, cellular component: axon; synapse; plasma membrane. Lineage: Eukaryota; Metazoa; Arthropoda; Arachnida; Araneae; Eresidae. Gene Ontology annotation, biological process: synapse assembly; axon guidance; homophilic cell-cell adhesion. Gene Ontology annotation, molecular function: cell-cell adhesion mediator activity. The record is from RefSeq and is a predicted model, not a curated record.